AUGGCGGCAACCACCAGCAAGCACCAAGUCGUCAUCGUCGGCGGCGGCGUGACUGGCCUCGUGCUCGCGCUGUGUCUGGAGCGUCUGCAGGUCGACUAUGUGCUCCUCGAAGCCUACAGCGCCAUGGCACCCGACGCGGGCGCGAGCAUCCUGGUCCUGCCCAACGGCCAGCGGAUCCUGGACCAGCUCGGCGUCCUGGACAAGGUCGCGGCCGCCGGCCUGCCCCAGGGCCACAUCAUCUACCGCGACGGCGUGACGGCCAAGAGCCUGAGGCACAGCCACGUGGCGGACGAGUACCGGAAGCGGCACGGGUACAACUCGCUGUGGUCGUCGCGGCACCGCAUCAUGCGGGCGCUGUUCGAGGCCGUCGCCGACAAGGACAGGCUUUUGACGAACAAGCGCGUGACCAGGAUCGACGACUCGCGACCCGACGCCGCCGUCGUGUAUACCGAUGACGGGUGCGUCUACGAGGCUCAGGUGGUGGCCGGCUGCGACGGCGUGCACAGCACCGUCCGCAAGGAGAUGUGGAGGCACGCGGACCUCGACGACCCCAAAUGCGUCCCCGCGGCGGACAGGGACGAGGUGGCGUGCGAGUACGCGUGCUUUUUCGGCGCUGGCACCUGCUCACCGAGAGUGCAGGAGGCAAUCCCGGAGAACUGGGGCGCGCUGGUGUCGAUGCAAGACGCCCAGAUCGUACUGGGCCGCGGGCUGGACAACGAGAUCUACAUGCUCCGCACGUGGGCGCUGCCGCAGGAGCAGCGCCGAUGCGCCAUAGACGGCGUGCCCCGCUUCCCCAAGGAGGAGCAGGAGCGGGCGAUGGACAAGUUCCGGGACGUCGUCAUCGCCGACGACGGCCUCCGCAUGCAGGACCUCUUUGACAACCUCAGCCGCAGCGGCGUCACGGCCCUGCCGCACUACACGCUCCGCAAGUGGUCGCACGGCCGCAUCAUAUGCCUGGGCGACACCGUCCACAAGUUCAACCCGGUCGCCGGCCAGGGCGGCAACAGCUGCAUCGACUCGUGCGCACUGCUCAUCAACGCCCUGCAGGAUCACAUCGCCGAGGACCUGGCCGGGCAGCAGGAGUGGCCGCGCGCCGACCUGGGCGCGGCGUUCCGGGACGUCGAGCAGGCGUCGUUUGACAGGGUGUCCAAGAUGGUGGAGGAGAGCCAGGACAUGAUACGGAUGUUGUCGUGGCGCCGGUGGAGGGACAAGUUUACCUGGCGAUACGUGAUCCCGUACGUGCCCGACUCCGUUCUUUUGAAACCCCACAGCAUGGCUAUUGUAGGAGGGGCCAGGCUGAAGGGGAAACAAUUCAGGCAUCCCAAUAUUGAGCACGCGUGGCCAUAUGACGAUGAAUAG
Pyricularia oryzae 70-15 is the source of this 1359-nucleotide messenger RNA. RefSeq lists its product as uncharacterized. The transcript has a single exon. Gene Ontology annotation, molecular function: FAD binding. Lineage: Eukaryota; Fungi; Ascomycota; Sordariomycetes; Magnaporthales; Pyriculariaceae. Bases 1 to 1359 code for a protein of 452 amino acids. The record is from RefSeq and is a predicted model, not a curated record.